UUAUCACACAUUCUAACAAGAAAAAAUCCCACUCAUCUCAUCGUCAUCAUCAGAAAUCAGACGACACCCCGUGGCUCAAAGCCACUUCCCUUCUUAUCCGCUCCAAUCCCCGCUAAUGGAGAGGAUGUUACUGAUCGUUUUUGCAAUAAUAAUCUCACCUUUCAUUUCCACAUCUGCCGCCGGAGAAUUCAAUUUCGAAGCCAAUCUCCAUCGCCGAUCACCGGACGAGACUCUGUGUAAUCAGCUCAUUAAACCAGCCGGUUAUUCUUGCACCGAACACACUGUACAAACUAAAGAUGGUUACUUGGUAGCUCUUCAACGCUUGUCUUCACGUAACAAGGAUCUAGGAGGGCAGAGGGGUCCUCCUGUCUUGCUUCAACAUGGACUCUUUAUGGCAGGUGAUGCAUGGUUUUUAGGUUCACCAGAGCAGUCACUGGGCUUCAUCCUUGCAGAUGAGGGUUUUGAUGUAUGGGUUGGCAAUGUGCGUGGUACAUUUUGGAGUCAUGGACACAUAUCCUUAUCUGAGAAAGACAAGGAAUUUUGGGACUGGAGUUGGGAGGAGUUGGCUCUAUUUGAUCUUGCUGAAAUGAUACACCAUGUACAUUCAGUAACAAGCUCUAAGGUUUUCAUCGUUGGACAUUCACAGGGGACCAUCAUGUCUUUAGCUGCUCUCAUUCAGCCAAAUGUCGUGGAAAUGGUCGAAGCUGCUGCUCUACUGUGUCCAAUAUCAUACUUGGACCAUCUAACUGCUCCUCUUGUUCUCAGAAUGGUUGCCUUGCAUCUUGAUCAGAUGGUCCUUGCCAUGGGCAUUCAUCAAUUGAAUUUUAGAAGUAAAAUCUUAAUUGACCUUUUGGAUUCCAUAUGCGAUGGUCAUAUAGAAUGCGCUGACUUGCUAACUUCCAUAACAGGGAAGAAUUGUUGCUUUAAUAGCUCAAGUGUGGACUUCUUUUUUGAAUUUGAACCUCACCCAUCAUCAGCUAAAAACUUGCGCCAUCUCUUUCAGAUGAUUCGGAAGGGAACUUUCUCUCACUAUGACUACGGGAUGUUUAAAAAUUUGGAGCUAUAUGGUCAGUUAAAUCCCCCAGCAUUUGAUCUCGGUCUCAUACCCAAGACAUUGCCAUUAUGGAUGGGCUAUGGAGGCCAUGAUUCUUUAGCAGAUGUGACAGAUGCGGAGCGCACUCUGAAGGAGUUACAGGGCAAACCAGAAUUGCUUUAUCUUGAGAACUAUGGUCACUUGGACUUCCUUUUGAGCACACAAGGAAAGGAAGAUGUUUACAACAAUAUGAUCGCAUUUUUCAGGUCGUUGGGGAAGUCCAGUAGUUCUUAAGUUGACCACUUGCAAUAUCUGACAAUUACAUUUAUCAAUUAAGGCUGAAUUAAACUUUUUAUUUGUGUUCAUAUAUUGUAAAAGGUCACACAUUAUUGUUUUCUUGUAAAUGUGAUUGCCAAUAGAGAAUAUGAGAGAAAAUUGGUGUAA
Molecule: messenger RNA, 1477 nt
Organism: Populus nigra (black poplar)
Lineage: Eukaryota; Viridiplantae; Streptophyta; Magnoliopsida; Malpighiales; Salicaceae
Product: triacylglycerol lipase 1
Exons: 9
Coding region: 116-1327 (403 amino acids)
Biological process (GO): lipid metabolic process
Molecular function (GO): hydrolase activity, acting on ester bonds
Source: RefSeq, a predicted model, not a curated record